This is a messenger RNA of Terrapene triunguis (Three-toed box turtle), 1104 nucleotides long. RefSeq lists its product as uncharacterized. The coding region runs from base 271 to 1104 and encodes 277 amino acids. The record is from RefSeq and is a predicted model, not a curated record. Lineage: Eukaryota; Metazoa; Chordata; Testudines; Emydidae. The transcript has 2 exons.
UCGAGUCUGGCUGGUUUCCAAUCCCGGUUUUCUCCUCAGUCACGAGGGGCAGAAAGAUCCAGGAUCUAAUCAGUCCAUGAGCCAGCGAGCCCGGCCGGGCCCCCGCUGCGAGCGCCUGCUGCUGGCCCGGCCCGGGGGAAUUGCGACCCCGCCCUUUGGCUUGUGCCAACUUUCCCUUUCUCCCCUAACGGGAGCGUUAUAAGGAGAGGCGGAGAGCCGGUGUCGUCCGCUCCUUCGCCCGCCGGGACAGCAGUCGCGCCGAGCCUCGCGAUGCUGUCCCUGUUCUCCGGCACAGAGAGUGAAAGAGAGAGGCUCGUGCGCGCCAGCCAGUCCCUGCUCGACUCCCUGGAAGGAUGCAUCUCGGCCACCCACGCUCUGCUCCGCAUCCUCAACCAGCACCUUGACACCAGUGUGUCCCUGGAACCGGUGGGGGGCAGCUUCGGCGUGGGGGAGAACUUGGAGCGCCUGCUGCGGGCAGCGUGGGAGAUGCACGCCGCAGCAGAGCAGACGGACAGACACGUGCGGAAGAACGCCAGCCGGGACCUGUACGUCCGCAUGGCCUCCCCCCACACCUCGCUGCAGGAGAAGGGGGCCAUCGUCCGGGACUUCCACCAGGCCACCAUGGGGAUCUUCGGCAGCGUGGGUGGCCCCAUGGCGGCCGUGCUGCUGCAAAACGCCGGCCUCCCGGGGCGACUGGAGGUGGCUCUGCGGGAGGUGGAGGCCUCCCCGGUCCUGCACCUGCCGAUGGACGCCCUGCGCCAGAGCAGCGAGGAGAUCGCCAAGGCUGUGUCCGCUUGUGCCACCCCUGGGGGCCCAACUGUGGAAACGGCUGCAGAGCCCCCGGAGAAUGGCCCCUUCUCUGGGACCGGCGUGGUGCAGAGUCUGGGCGAAUACCUGCCCGAUGUCCUCACGGGGCGUCGUGCUAGGAACGCCCUGGCUGCGGCCGCUGGGCACCUGGAGGAGGCACUUCGGGCGCUGGCACCGGCCUGCAAGUCUUUCCAGUUGGUAGCUGCCGCGGCUGAGGUCUACAUGGCCCUGAUCACGGAGCAGCAGCCGGGAAUGGGAGAGGGGCCGGGCCAGAAUCCUGCCAGCGUCGCCCAUUGA